GGGCGGUUACGAGCGGCUGCAGCGCUGCUGCUCAUUGUUGCCUUGUUUGCAGCAGGAGAGAGACAGACACAGAGGCAUAGAACUGCGGCUGCCGUCUCCAUUCCAUUGCACUCCAUUGCAUUGCACUUGCCUCUGUGCCCCCGUGCACCAAAACUCUACGCAAGCAAGCCGCAUCAUGUCAAACACCAAGGUGGAGAAAGCUGUGGAGCGGCCCCAGAAGGAUCUGAAGAAAGCGGCCGAAGUGAAGCCGGAGAAGGACAAGGGCGACGCUCCAGCAAACGGCAAGGCGGAGAAUGGGGAGCCGGACGUAGAGGAGAAAUCAGAUGAGGUUGAGGAUGAAAGCGAAGAUGUUGGUGAGGAUGACGAAGAGGAAGAGGACGAAGAAGAUGAAGAAGGUGAUGAAGAAGAAUCUGAGGGAGCGGCAGAGAAACGAGUGGCUGAUGAUGAAGAGGCUGAUGUUGCGAAGAAGAAGCAGAAGACAGAUGCUGAGUAGAGUGUACCUCCUCCCACAAUCUCCCGCCCCCCCCAAUCUCCACUGUCCGUGAAGCUUGGUCACUGUCUCUAACUAGGGUGUACACCAAUGUAAGUCCGCGGCAGAAGUUUUAAAAGUACAGAUACUUCAUUGCCCUACUUCUUUCUUAAAAUCCUAAAAGGAGAGUUUGUUUGUAUUUUUAUUUACAUUUUAUAUUUUUGUACAUAUGGUUGGGGAGCUGCCAAUUUGAGCAGCGACCUCUGGUGACCAAACAGGGCUUUGAAGUUCUUCUGUAAAACGGACGAUACUGGUGGUUUGACCAAGACUUCACCACAUUAUCAUAAAGGUAACCUGUAAAAAAGAAAAAAAUUUAAAUAAAUAAAAUCACACCAUUAAUUUGAUCAUUGCGAUAAUUGUGGAUGUACUUUAGCUGUACGAUAAGUAGUUGGUUUGUAUGAGGUGGAAAGGCCAAAGAUCAUUUUUUUCUUUUUGUCCGAAAUACUGUCCAUUGCGGCCUGUUGUAUGUGUGAACCAAUUUGAUGUCCAAUAAACCGCAAUUUUAUUUUGCCGAGUUUUUCUGAUGAAUUGUCUCCCGGAGAUUUUUUUAAACUUGUAUAACACUUUAAAAUAAAAUACGCCUCUCGCACUAA
Molecule: messenger RNA, 1122 nt
Organism: Amblyraja radiata (thorny skate)
Lineage: Eukaryota; Metazoa; Chordata; Chondrichthyes; Rajiformes; Rajidae
Gene: ptmaa
Product: prothymosin alpha a
Exons: 6
Coding region: 176-493 (105 amino acids)
Biological process (GO): positive regulation of transcription by RNA polymerase II; negative regulation of apoptotic process
Cellular component (GO): nucleus
Molecular function (GO): histone binding
Source: RefSeq, a predicted model, not a curated record